GUCAACCAGUGAAAACCAGGGGUGGAAUCGAGGGCGCCGUGGAUUGCAGAAUCUAGGAUUGAAAACAAAGGGUGGUAAGUGGUUUUUUGUGGUCCCCGCCACGAUCAUCACGUUCGGUGGGGUGUACUAUAAAUACCCAGAGAAGCGUAUCCAUUGCUCCACAAAGGAAAACCAGGCAAAACAACCGUCAACAGUGUGAGAAGGAAUAUAGCCUAAAGAUGUCAAGCACAGCUGGUCAGGUUAUACGCUGCAAAGCCGCGGUGGCAUGGGAAGCGGGAAAGCCGUUGGUGAUCGAAGAAGUGGAAGUGGCGCCUCCACAGGUCAUGGAGGUCCGUCUGAAGAUCCUCUUCACUUCUCUCUGCCACACCGAUGUUUACUUCUGGGAAGCCAAGGGACAAACCCCUUUAUUUCCUCGCAUAUUUGGUCAUGAGGCAGGCGGGAUUGUGGAGAGCGUGGGUGAGGGUGUGACAGAUCUCCAACCUGGAGACCAUGUUCUUCCUGUAUUCACCGGAGAAUGCAAGGAGUGCCGGCAUUGCAAGUCGGAGGAAAGUAACAUGUGUGACCUCCUCAGGAUAAACACAGACAGAGGCGUGAUGCUCAGUGAUAACAAGUCAAGAUUCUCUAUUAAUGGAAAACCCGUUUACCAUUUUGUGGGGACUUCCACAUUUAGUGAAUACACUGUGGUCCAUGUUGGUUGCGUUGCCAAGAUCAACCCCGCUGCCCCACUCGACAAAGUUUGUGUUCUUAGCUGUGGAAUCUCUACAGGUCUUGGUGCUACCUUGAAUGUUGCCAAACCAUCGAAGGGUUCAUCAAUCGCCAUUUUCGGUUUAGGAGCAGUGGGGCUUGCUGCUGCUGAGGGAGCUAGAAUUGCAGGUGCUGCCAGAAUUAUUGGGAUUGAUCUAAACCCUAAGAGAUUUAAUGACGCAAAGAAAUUUGGCGUCACUGAGUUUUUGAACCCAAAGGAUCAUGACAAGCCUAUUCAAGAGGUGAUUGCUGAGAUGACCGGUGGGGGAGUGGACAGAAGCGUUGAGUGUACCGGAAAUGUCAAUGCUAUGAUAUCUGCAUUCGAGUGUGUUCAUGAUGGGUGGGGUGUUGCUGUACUGGUUGGUGUGCCAAACAAAGACGACUCAUUCAAAACGCAUCCCGUGAAUCUAUUGAACGAGAGGACUCUGAAGGGCACUUUCUUUGGCAACUACAAACCCCGUUCCGACCUUCCUUCAGUGGUGGAAAAAUACAUGAACAAGGAGCUUGAAGUGGAGAAAUUCAUCACACAUGAAGUCCCUUUUGCAGAGAUCAACAAGGCCUUCGAAUAUAUGCUGAGCGGGGAUGGGCUUCGAUGCAUCAUUCGCAUGGAUUGUGUUUGCGUGAUGAGAUCAGAUUUUGUGGAGACAAGAGAAGCACGCCCAUUUCUGCACAAAGGAAGAAACAAAGAAAGACUGGUUACCGUCGUCAAGAUUGAGAGAAGAACGAGCCUAAAGAUGUCAGGCACAGCUGGUCAAGUUAUACGUUGCAAAGCCGCGGUGGCAUGGGAAGCGGGAAAGCCAUUGGUGAUCGAAGAAGUGGAAGUGGCGCCUCCGCAGGCCAUGGAGGUUCGUCUGAAGAUUCUCUUCACCUCCCUCUGCCACACUGAUGUUUACUUCUGGGAAGCCAAGGGACAGACCCCUUUAUUUCCUCGUAUAUUUGGUCAUGAGGCUGGCGGGAUUGUGGAGAGCGUGGGUGAAGGUGUGACAGAUCUCCAACCUGGAGACCAUGUUCUUCCUGUAUUCACUGGCGAAUGCAAGGACUGCCGGCAUUGCAAAUCGGAGGAGAGUAACAUGUGUGACCUCCUCAGGAUAAACACCGACAGGGGCGUGAUGCUCAAUGAUAACAAGUCAAGAUUCUCUAUUAAUGGAAAACCCAUUUACCAUUUUGUGGGGACUUCCACAUUUAGCGAAUACACUGUGGUUCAUGUUGGUUGCGUCGCUAAGAUCAACCCUGCUGCCCCACUCGACAAAGUUUGCGUUCUCAGUUGUGGAAUCUCAACAGGUCUCGGUGCUACAUUGAAUGUUGCAAGACCAUGGAAGGGUUCAUCAGUCGCCAUUUUUGGUUUAGGAGCUGUGGGGCUUGCUGCUGCUGAGGGGGCUAGAAUUGCAGGUGCUGCCAGAAUCAUUGGGAUUGAUCUAAACCCUAAGAGAUUUAAUGAAGCAAAGAAAUUUGGCGUCACUGAGUUUGUGAACCCAAAGGAUCAUGACAAGCCUGUUCAAGAGGUGAUUGCUGAGAUGACCGGUGGGGGAGUGGACAGAAGUGUUGAGUGUACCGGAAAUGUCAAUGCUAUGAUAUCUGCAUUCGAGUGUGUUCAUGAUGGGUGGGGUGUGGCUGUAUUGGUUGGUGUGCCAAACAAAGAUGACUCAUUCAAAACGCAUCCCGUGAAUCUAUUGAACGAAAGGACUCUGAAGGGCACUUUCUUUGGCAACUACAAACCCCGUUCCGACCUUCCUUCAGUGGUGGAAAAAUACAUGAACAAGGAGCUUGAAGUGGAGAAAUUCAUCACACAUGAAGUCCCUUUUGCAGAGAUCAAUAAGGCCUUCGAAUACAUGCUUCAAGGGGAUGGCCUUCGUUGCAUUAUUCGCAUGGAUCCAUAAAAGGUUGGGGAGAUUGGCCUAUUGCAGUUUGUUUUUCGAAGUGCCUGUGUUUGAUGAAAUUCAACUAUGUGGAGCAACCAUAGAUGUAUAAAGCAGUCGCAGUACUUAACAUUUUUACUCUCUUCUUGUGUAAUUUCUUUGUACCUUUAAUUGGACGCCCAUGAUCUAAAUUCUGAAAAGAUCCCAACCCAAUUCUCCCU
Messenger RNA from Vitis vinifera (wine grape), 2821 nucleotides. RefSeq names its product alcohol dehydrogenase 2 (gene ADH2). Gene Ontology annotation, cellular component: cytosol. The record is from RefSeq and is a predicted model, not a curated record. Bases 219 to 2621 code for a protein of 800 amino acids. Gene Ontology annotation, biological process: formaldehyde catabolic process. Lineage: Eukaryota; Viridiplantae; Streptophyta; Magnoliopsida; Vitales; Vitaceae. The transcript has 21 exons. Gene Ontology annotation, molecular function: zinc ion binding; S-(hydroxymethyl)glutathione dehydrogenase [NAD(P)+] activity.